Messenger RNA from Coturnix japonica (Japanese quail), 2904 nucleotides. RefSeq names its product frataxin (gene FXN). Gene Ontology annotation, biological process: iron incorporation into metallo-sulfur cluster; intracellular iron ion homeostasis. The record is from RefSeq and is a predicted model, not a curated record. Lineage: Eukaryota; Metazoa; Chordata; Aves; Galliformes; Phasianidae. Gene Ontology annotation, cellular component: mitochondrion. Gene Ontology annotation, molecular function: ferroxidase activity; ferric iron binding; iron chaperone activity.
CGGUGCCGGCGGAGGGCGGUAGCGGCCUGCUCGGUGCCGGCUCCUCCCCGGCCUGUUCCGCAGCGAACGGGGCGGCAUGUGGAGGCCGGGGGCGGCCGCUGCUGUGCGUGCGGCACGGCGUGUGGCGGCGGCAGCGCGGCGGAGGAGCGGUGGCCCCGGGGAGGCCUCGAGGGCGGGGGCAGCAGCCGCGGUCCGCAGCCGGGCGCAAUUGCAGUAUGCUGCGGAGGUGAGGAGCAGUGCUGUGCACUUCAUGAAUUUAAGAAGUACAGGAACUCUGAAUGACAAAAGCUCCUUAGAUGAGACCACCUACGAAAAGCUGGCUGAAGAAACACUGGACUCCUUGGCAGAUUUCUUUGAGGACCUCACGGACAAGCCUUUUACCCCAGAAGACUACGAUGUCUCUUUAGGGAGUGGAGUUUUAACAGUUAAAUUGGGUGGAGACAUGGGAACGUAUGUAAUCAAUAAGCAAACACCAAACCGUCAGAUUUGGCUGUCCUCACCCACCAGAAGCCAGAAAUCGCAGAUUUGUUACCUAUCCGGAGCCAGAUCUCAGCUAAGAUAUCCAAGUGCCAGAAUGUGGAAUUUUGGGCCCAAGCGCUAUGACUGGACUGGACGGAAUUGGGUAUAUUCUCAUGAUAGAGUAUCCCUUCAUGAACUACUAUCAAAAGAAUUUUCGGCAGCAUUAAAAACAAAAUUGGAUUUAUCCUGCUUAAUAUAUUCUGGAAAAGAAGAUACUUGAUGAUGUGCUACCUCAUGGAAGUUUAAAGACUUGAACCACCAGCACUUCCUUGGUUUCUGAGUACCUGAGCUUACUUUUGUUGUUGUUUUCUUGACAUGACUAUGUCCAACAAUAUGAAAAUAAUAUAUAUUUUUCCCUAGUGCUUAGUCUUUUGAGUUUCUCUGAUGCAGCUUAAAUGUGUAUCUGUGCAGUACAGGUAGAUGAGAUGUCCAUUCAUUCCCGUCACUGCAUUUUCUACUUUCUUACCACUGAAAUCAUCUGUGGUCCUGUUUGGAUGUAAGGACUGGCACUGGGUGACCUCCAACCAGUACACAAAAGCCAAAUUAUUUUUGUGAAAUAUUAACCCUAAACAAGAAAUAUGUGUGAAUCAUAAUGAUGUAAGUUAUGGUACUGUGAUGCGCUGUAUUACAAUUUGCAGCUAUUGGUGUAGGGAACCUGCUUUGGCAGGGGGGUUGGACUCGAUGAUCUCUAGAGGUCCCUUCCAAACCCUACAAUUCUGUGAUUCUGUGAUUCUAUUGAUAAGGUUUUAGUGCAGGGCAUCAAAUUGAACGUGUUGUGAAGAAAAUGACUGUGGCAGAGGAGAAGUUUUAGUUUUGCAAGAUGGAUGUAAUUUUUCUCUCAGUGUUGCAGAACUUGCUCACUUCUCCGAGUUGUGGAUUCUUUGACAUGGGGAUAUUUUUCAGAGCUAAACUGCCUACAGGUCUGUGUGUUUGUAAGCAUCGUGUGACUCAAAAAGGCUGCUGUGCAGUGUCUCUCUGCCAAUACUUUGUUCUCUUCCUGUGAUGUUUUUCUUCCUGUUUCUACUCUUUGUUGAGCAAAAAUAUGUAAUUUAUUGCCUGUGUUUUAGUUGGUAAAUGGAGAUUAUGUCAUGCUAGCAAAAAUUUGCACUGCUGCCUUUCUUAAGUGGGCUUGAAUUUUCACCAUGAUGCAGCAUAGAAGCAUUUUAAAGCUUUUACAUUUUGAACUUGGAGAACACUUCAACACUUGCAGUGUUGCAUUAUUGCCACUGACUAUUUUUAAUUGCCUUUAAAAGGGAAGCAGAGAUGUUGACAGAUUACUGAGAUAACGUGAAAUAUUUUUUUAUUGUAUUAUAAGCAUAUGGCGUAAGAUGUUUCAAUGCAAGUUAAUUUUCUUCUUGCUCAUUCUGACACUUGACUAGCUUAUCUUGAUGCUUUUGGCUCGCUAGAAUUAUACAGGUGUGAUUAAUUCUAGAUAGCAUCAUUGCCCUGUAGUUGCAUUUGAAGUGUAUGUUGUUACCAACUAUUUCUCACCAUGAAUUAAAUAGAGGGUGCCAUUUCCUUGGAACACGAUCAUGAUCGAUUGUACAGACUGAUGAUGUGAUUUGUGCAAGCUGUUACACGUGGUUUCUAAAUCAAAAUAAGAGAAGGCCAGUAUUAUCUGAAAUAGAAGCUACUGAAUGACUUGCAACUGGUGCAUAAGAUUUUUUUCUUCAGAUGAAAGCUAAAACAGGACAUCUUUUUGUUAUUUGAAUUUAAAACUUUAAAACAAACAAAAAAAAGCAUAGAGAGUGAUGGUAUUCUGAUCAGUCUCCUAAGUAAUUGAAAAAGCUAUUUGGACAAAUGUAGAUAGAAGCUCAUCACCUAAUACGAGAAUCAGGGACGUUUCUCCCUGGUUCUUCCUUUGCCUGAUCACACAUAACUUGUCUAAUUGUUUUUUUAGUUGCCUUUUCAAAAAAGUACUUUCCUAAGUAAUUUGCAUGCAACUUACCCAUCAACGUGUAUCUGAUUCAUAUUUUGAAGUUCAUUCUCCAUGCCCUUUCAUCAUCAUAGAACCGUAGAAUCCCUAGAGGUGGAAGGGACCUUUAAAGGCCAUCUAGUCCAACUCCCUCGCAGUGAACAGGGACACACACAGCUCCAUCAUGUUGCCCAGAGUUUGAUCCAGCCCCAUUUUGAUAGUCUCCAGGGACUGAGCAAGCUGUUCCAGUCCCUUGCUGCCCUCACUGUAAAAGACUUUAUAUCCAACCUGUUUCUAUCUGCUUGAAGCCAUUUUCCCCUUGUUCUGUCACAACAGACACCACUAAAGAGUCUGUCCCCUUCUUUCCUGUAGCUCCCUUUGAGAUACUGAAAGGCCACUCUCAGGUCACCUUGGAGCUCCCUCUUCUUAUACAGUUGUUCGCACCAAAAUAAAGCUGUGUGUUGAAUUCA